AUGCCCCCUCUUACGACGGGAUUCGAUCUCUCUCCCCAGCAAGUUCUUCGAGACAUCUCGAACUUCCGCGACCCCCACGACCCGAUUCCCGUCUCGAUUUCUCAGCUUCCGUGUGCUUUCGCCCCUACGACUUUCGCUGGCUCUGCAGAACUUGGUUGCAUAGGGAGUCGGUGUGAUCCCGUAACCUCCGAGUUCUGCAAAACUCCGGAUCCAACCAACCACCACCCACCGUUCCGUCUUCGCAUUUUUUCCUUUCCGAGAACCAGCCUCGCGACAACCGCCGACAAGACCGCAAGCCGCACAACUGGGUCUGGAGGACCGAGUCAGAAGCCUUCCAUCAUGUCGUCGGCCGCAAUGUCCAAAAAGAAUAAGGGGAAGAAGGUGGCGGAUCCCAAUGAGACGUCGAAGCUCUUAGCGGCCAAGAUCUCUCAGUUGGAACAAGAUGCCGCCGGAGAGAAGGACCAAGAACAGGAGAUCGAGCGUGAAGUCAAGAAGGCUACGAGAGACCUGAACCAACUUCUCAGCAAUAUCGAAUCCCCGAUGACCCGCCUAGAGACAGUUCACAAGAAGUACACUGAACUUUUGGCGGAUAUGAAAAAGCUGGAUCGCGACUAUGCCAAGAGCAAAAAGCGGGCAGACCAGUUGCAAAAAGAUCAGGACAAGGGAAAAUCGGAACUGAGCAAGACCGUUACCAUGAAAGAUAAACUCGAAAAGUUAUGCAGGGAGCUUACCAAAGAAAAUAAAAAAGUCAAGGACGAAAACAAGAAGCUAGAAGAUACGGAAAAGAAGGCGAGGCUGAUUGUCAAUGAGCGCUUGGAUUCGCUCUUGUACGACAUUCAAGACGUCAUGGCCGCCAAAGGUAGUCCACGAAGCGAGAAGGUGGACAUUGACUUGGACGAAGCUCUACGUGCAAAGAUCAAAACCAUCGGCGAGAAGUUUGAGAUGCGAGAAGGGCACUAUCGAACGCUCCUCCGUAGCAAAGACUCAGAGAUACAAUGUCUCACCGCCAAGUACGAAGAACAACGUCGAGCCGCCGAGAAUGAAGCCGCCCGUUGUCGCGCCCUCAGUUCGCAGGUCUCUACGUUCUCGCAUACCGAAGCGGAACUGCGCAGUCAACUCAACAUCUAUGUGGAGAAGUUCAAACAGGUGGAGGAUACGCUAAACAACAGCAACGAACUCUUCCUUACUUUCCGCAAAGAGAUGGAGGAGAUGUCGAAGAAGACGAAGCGCUUAGAGAAGGAGAACCUCACGCUCACCCGCAAACAUGACCAAACGAAUCGCAAUAUAUUGGAAAUGGCCGAGGAGCGCACGAGGAACUAUGAAGAACUCGAGAAAUGGCGAAAGAAAAGUCAUCAUCUCGAAGCCCUCUGCCGGCGGAUGCAAGCCCAGGGCCGAGGUCAGGGCCUCGCGGCCGACCUCGACGGGGAUGACGAAGGCACGGAGAGCGAAUACGACGAGGACUACGAGGAUGAGGACGAUGAUGACGAGGGAAUCAGCGACGACGAGUACGAGCUUGAAAGCACCGACCGCGACAUCAAUGGCGAACGCGGCGUAUCGCAACAACCAGAAAAGCCUGUGUUCGGACCGCCCCCUCCGCCGAAUCUGCUGGAGGCGCGGGCCAACGGAAACAAAGCUGUGAUGAAUGGAUGCCAUUAG
Molecule: messenger RNA, 1656 nt
Organism: Aspergillus affinis
Lineage: Eukaryota; Fungi; Ascomycota; Eurotiomycetes; Eurotiales; Aspergillaceae
Product: taxilin
Exons: 6
Coding region: 1-1656 (551 amino acids)
Molecular function (GO): syntaxin binding
Source: RefSeq, a predicted model, not a curated record